GCCAACUGAAUUAGCUAGGUCAAUCAAAUUAGCCAGGUUAACCGAAUUAGUCAGGUUAACCGAAUUAGCUAGGUCAACUGAAUUAGCUAGGUCAACUGAACUAGUUGGGUCAAUUAAGUUAAUCGAGUUAACUGAACCAACUGAAUUAACUGGAUCAACUGAAUUAUUCAGAAAAUAUAGUUCAGAUUGGUAA
Messenger RNA from Cetraspora pellucida, 193 nucleotides. NCBI's taxonomy places the organism in Eukaryota, Fungi, Glomeromycota, Glomeromycetes, Diversisporales, Gigasporaceae. The record is from the annotation of a GenBank genome assembly.